This is a messenger RNA of Pichia membranifaciens NRRL Y-2026, 612 nucleotides long. RefSeq lists its product as hypothetical. The transcript has a single exon. The annotation marks the transcript as partial. The record is from RefSeq and is a predicted model, not a curated record. NCBI's taxonomy places the organism in Eukaryota, Fungi, Ascomycota, Pichiomycetes, Pichiales, Pichiaceae. Gene Ontology annotation, cellular component: membrane.
UGUGAAUUGCUAGGCCCGUUUGCGCUUCUUGUGCAGGCCCUACUCGGCGUGCUGGCCCUCGGUUCCUUGGUUUGGAAACGGUACCAUGAGCACCCCCACCGAAGGCCGUGGGUGAUCUGGUUCUUUGAUGUGUCGAAGCAGGUGUUUGGUGCCCUGCUCUUGCACGUGUUGAAUCUUUUCCUCAGCAUGAUACGUCUGAAGAUCGGGAUCGCUACCAAGAAGAAGGUUUGCGAUAAUCCCUGCGAUUACUACUUCCUUAACAUUCUUUUCGAUACCACAAUUGGAAUACCGGUGUUGUACUUUUUCAUCUGGGCAAUCUCUGGCGGGUGCAUUCUGGCUGGACUGACGGGAAUCCAGUCGGGCGAGUAUGGGAGCCCGCCCCGCGUGACGAGCUACGUCAAACAGCUUGUGAUCUACAUGAUAAGUUUGAGCAUGAUGAAGAGCAGCAUCUACGCCAUCAUGGUGAGCUUUCCUAUACUUACAACAAUCGCUGUGUGGGCGCUCUCCCGCUUGGACAAAUACCCAAACCUCCAGGUGGGGUUUGUACUCUUGGUCUUUCCGCUGGUGAUGAAUGUCUUCCAAUACUACGUUGUGGACAACCUCAUUCAGAGC